Apis cerana (Asiatic honeybee) is the source of this 8174-nucleotide messenger RNA. RefSeq names its product serine/threonine-protein kinase MARK2. Gene Ontology annotation, molecular function: ATP binding; tau-protein kinase activity. Gene Ontology annotation, biological process: intracellular signal transduction; microtubule cytoskeleton organization; protein phosphorylation. Gene Ontology annotation, cellular component: cytoplasm. The record is from RefSeq and is a predicted model, not a curated record. NCBI's taxonomy places the organism in Eukaryota, Metazoa, Arthropoda, Insecta, Hymenoptera, Apidae.
UUCGUAGUCGUCUAUUGACGCACAACCUCAGGCUGUACGUUUCCAUCUUUUUGGCGAUCGAGCCACGUUUUCUUACAGUGCUGUGUGUUCUUUGAAAUUUUAUCGAUCGGUCUUCUUUGGACAAGAGAGAUACGUUUUUUAAAUAAUUACGAGCAAUCGAUAAUUAACAAUCGAUAUAGAUCAUCAACCAAUCAAAAUUCCCCAAUUUUCUUUCGAAAAUUUUCUUUUCUUCGUCUGAAACUUUAUCAUUUCCUUUUUUCUUUUCUUGACAAUGAAGAAGCAAAUCGUAUAAAUUUCCGUAUUACACGAUAAAUUGGGGGUUUAUUUUAUUCUCACCAAUCGCACUGCCGUCGAGGCCAACCGUGAUAUUGCUACGACAGAGAGAGACAUACUUCUUAUCACACCUUUAUUAACCCAUACUCGAAACAGUUUCAACGAGUUAAAUUUUUCCAUUGAAACUGUAUAUAAUCCGUCUCGCAAUAACGACAAUUGGCUUUUUCUUAUCAAAUUUUUCCGCUUUUUUUUUUUUCUUCCUUCUAAUUUUCUUUCCCACCGAUUCGAGUUUAUUUUGAGAAAAUGUGCGUAUAUUCUGGAAUAUUCGAGCGCGGAUUCGCGGCCACCGAGCGAUAAGCCAAUGAAAAAAAUAAACUCGAAGAUCGACAAAUCAACACCUUAGGAAUACGCAGAAAUCGAGCUGCCACCCACCCGCCUGUAGAAGUCUGUCCACUUGGUCAAUGAAGGGUCCUUAUUGAAGAGUUGUCAAUAUUAAUCGAGGUUUGAACGAUUAUGCGGAAAACAAUCGAAAUCUGAGCAUUUCUUCCUUUUCCGCGAUAAAAUUUGAUCGCGACAAAUUCGACGCGCGAUAAUUAUUUCGAUUGAAAAGAUGGAGAAUCAAGAGAGAUCGCUAUUCACUCGGAUGCAGCCGAGCAGAGAUUCGAUCCGAUUACAAAUGGGGCGAAAAGGGUUCGAGGCAGGGAAGGUAACGUCAACGACGGAGAGCAGCAAACAAUGCCAGAUCGGUGAACGCCAUUCCACGAAAGAACAUAUCAGUCCUACUUCUUCCGGAAAGUACGUGGCGACGCCUCGUCCGACGAUGGACAAUCUAAAGCAAUGGGAAUUGGUAGAGUGCGGUCACAAUUUGCGAGUGGUGGAAAAGAGAAUCCUGAAACCUCUGGAACAGAUAUCGGGAAUGGAUAUUGAACGUAUCUCGUGUUUUCCUGGAAAGAAAACUCUUCCUGAGAACGUAGCCAUCGAUGCGAAUCUCGAAGAGAAGUUGAAAGCUUUCAAAGACUCGAAGAUCGUUCAACCCAUUAUGGCGCCUCAACAGGAAUCUACCGAUGAUGCGAAAGUCCCGAUUAAUCUCGAACUAAUCCUGAAACAGCGGAAAGGCUCGGCUAUCGAGAGUACGGAUAUGCUUCAACGAUUAGAACAGCAGGUCAAGGCCAUCGAAAUGGACACUCUUGCAACUAGAAUGCGCCAGUUGGAGUUUAGCUCGGAUUUCGAGCCGGAAAUUCGAUACGCGGACCUUCACCGAUACAGGGAACACGAGGAUCUACUUCGAAACGUGACGGAUAACGAGGCCGAGGGGUCUCCAUUACACCGAGGAGAUGCGACGAGGAAUUCGACGGGAAAUGCAGGCAUCGUUACGAAGAAAGCUUCGGCGAAAUUAUCAAGGACAGCCUCGGACUCGAGGCGGGGACAGGAAGCGGAAGUACUCCUUCGAGCGCAAGCUAGGGUGUCACAAGCGCGCGUAUUGAUACAGGCUAACAACGCAAAGAAACAUCAACGUCAACAGCAACAGCGACAGAGCAAUGCGGUCAGACCAUUGUCAACCGUCACGCAGAAGAGUGCGCAAAAUGAGAAGGAGACAGGGGAUGGCGUGGGAGUGUCGAGUAGCGGUGGUCGACUCUCUUCUCGAAGUCGAACCUCGGAGGAACCCCACAUCGGCAAGUACAAAUUACUUAAAACGAUUGGCAAAGGUAAUUUUGCCAAGGUAAAACUUGCCAAACAUGUACCUACCGGAAAAGAAGUGGCUAUCAAAAUUAUUGACAAGACUCAACUAAAUCCCGGUAGCCUUCAAAAAUUGUUCCGAGAAGUAAGAAUAAUGAAGAUGCUCGAUCAUCCGAAUAUAGUGAAACUUUUCCAAGUGAUCGAGACUGAGAAAACAUUGUACCUGGUAAUGGAAUACGCCAGUGGUGGCGAAGUUUUUGACUAUUUGGUCCUACAUGGUCGAAUGAAAGAAAAGGAGGCUAGAGCGAAGUUCCGGCAAAUUGUCUCUGCUGUGCAAUACUGCCAUCAAAAAAAGAUCAUCCAUAGGGAUUUAAAGGCUGAAAAUUUACUACUCGAUAGCGAGAUGAACAUCAAAAUCGCCGAUUUUGGUUUCAGCAAUGAAUUCACACCAGGCAACAAGUUGGAUACUUUCUGCGGAUCACCUCCUUAUGCAGCACCUGAACUUUUUCAAGGUAAAAAGUACGAUGGACCCGAAGUAGAUGUGUGGUCGUUGGGAGUAAUAUUAUACACUUUAGUGUCUGGAUCACUGCCCUUCGACGGUUCGACACUGAGAGAAUUGAGGGAACGAGUAUUACGAGGAAAAUAUCGAAUUCCAUUUUACAUGUCCACGGAUUGUGAAAAUCUUUUGAAAAAGUUUCUGGUGCUUAACCCGACAAAACGGGCAUCCUUAGAGACUAUUAUGAAGGACAAAUGGAUGAACAUGGGAUAUGAUGACGACGAAUUGAAACCGUACUUAGAACCUGAACCUGAUUAUAAAGACCACAAGAGGAUAGGUGAGUCUGCCAAGGCCCUGGCUAGUAUGGGAUAUACAAGAAGUGAAAUAGAAGAUUCCUUAGGACAAGCAAAGUACGAUGACGUAUUCGCCACCUAUUUACUCUUAGGAAGAAAGACAACUGAUCCUGAAUCAGAUGGCUCGCGAUCAGGCAGUUCGUUGUCAUUGCGCAACAUUCCACCGCAAGCUGGUUCAGGUGGUGGUGGAAGUGGUGGUGGAGGAGGAAGUGGAGGAGGUACUGGUGGUGCUGUGCAGAGUCCGUCGCAUAGAGGUGUUCAUAGAAGUAUCUCUGCUAGCAAUCCAAAACCGAGUAGACGAGUUUCAUCCGGUCUCGAAACGCUUCGAGCAGCGCCGAGCCCAGGAAAUGCAACGAACCAUAAUCACGCAACUCCUACGACUGGUGGAACUGUAACUGGAAACACUGGUAGUAAUUUUAAGAGACAAAAUACUGUGGAUGCGGCCACGAUCAAAGAGAAUACUGCUCGCGUUUCUGCGAGCCGACCUUCGGCUCCUAAAAACAGUCCUGGCCAAUUAGAUACUAUGACAAUGUUCAUUCUAGGCGUGGGUACAAGUCCCGGUGGUAGAGCAUGGGCAGGAAAGAGCAACACAAUGAAUGCAGGGGUAGGUAGUGGUCGGCCUCUUACUUCACCUGCCCCUGGUUCUGUUGGUCGACGUAGUACCAUCUCUUAUGAUCAAGCGAAAACGUCCUCUUCAUCUACCGAAAGAACCAACGAUACACCCAGCCUUGGCGAGGGCACUAGACCAACACGGGGUCACACCAAGUCUGCGAGCAUCAGUGCAGGUCACCGUUCCUCAAGUGGCGUAGCUCCCAGCGACCAUUCACUACUGGACCCUCAACCACGCAACGCCCACAACUCCUUACUCGCCACUGCUGACCCUCUUAGACAGAGUUUGGGUGUGUCUCCAAGUAAUAGACUGGCAACACCUACAACACCAGCAUUUCCUCGAAAUGUUCCAAGCCGUAGUACGUUUCAUUCUGGUCAGAAUAGAGCUCAGCGAAAUCAUACUCAGGGUCACACGCAUACACAGGACACGAAUGCAAUUAGUCCACUAGCGAGACCGUCCUUUUUCUCCAAAUUGUCCUCAAGAUUCUCCAAACGCCCCAUGGACCCAUCCGUACCUCCCAAGCACCCAGUAGUGAGUGGUGCAACAACUAACGAUGAGCAAGUUAAGCCACGCAGUCUACGUUUCACUUGGAGUAUGAAAACUACGAGUAGUCGAGAUCCAAAUGAAAUCAUGUCCGAAAUUCGAAAGGUAUUGGAUGCCAAUAAAUGUCAGUACGAACAACGUGAAAGGUUUCUACUGCUAUGUGCGCAUGGUGAUGCAGCGACAGAUAGCCAAGUACAAUGGGAAAUCGAAGUUUGUAAACUGCCACGACUUUCUUUGAACGGAGUACGUUUCAAACGGAUCUCAGGCACUUCAAUUGGCUUCAAAAAUAUUGCUAGCAAGAUAGCAAAUGAGCUCAAGCUGUGACUGCCGACAACAGGCGCCCUAUCCACCCGCGCCAAUCCAUAACGUUCUCAUGAUCGAUGACACGGAUUCACAGUUACCGACAACUUUCAUUUUUCCUUCUUCUGGGACUUUGACCUUCUCGAUGAUAUCAAUACCGAUACAGAUAUCGAUACCGAUACCAAUACCGAUGCCGAUACCGAUACCGAUACCGAUACCGAUACCAAUACCGAUACCGAUACCAAUACCAAUACCAAUACCAAUAUCCACACACAUAUACAUACCAAUAAUGAUUCCGAUUCUGGUUCUAGUUCCAAUCUUCAUUCCGAAACCAAUACACGAGAGAUAUUCGUUUAAACAAUACUCUCUAUCCCGUCCCAGUUGAACAGCGAAAGUAACGUCGGCAGAAUCGAACUUUCACCGAUCAUCGAUCAUCGAUCUUCGAUUUAUCAACGCAUUACAUCAUCCCGUUACUUACUCGGAAGCCUCGAAAAAACUGUGAUCCGUGACCGUUGAACGCGCGCAUAUUCAAAUACUCCCGAGUGCCAAAACAAAAUCAAGCAGUCGGUUUUUCGUGAAAUCGUCUAGAUAUGGAAUAAUACAAUGAGAAGAUUGGGAGUGAAUGGAGAAGGUGGUGCUGAUCGGACAGAAACAUGAAAAAAUUCAAUGAGAUUCCACAGAAGGAAGAAAAGAGAAGAGGCUAAAAGAAGAAAAAAAAAAAUACGAAAAGAUACAAAUUGAUCGUAUCGCGCGACAAAUUGUUAUCAAUCGAUAUGAUCGAGCUAAUAAUUUAACGUUCUUCUUAUCGAUACGCAAAAAAACGAUGUUUGAAAUCUUCUCGAUAUCGAGAAUAUCAUUCGCGUCGUCGUAUCAAUUGUCGAAUUAUGCUCAUUUUCUGUACUCUCUCAAUCUAGCCGAAACGGUUGCUAUCAACUUAAAUACUACGCGUUUACAGUAUUAUAUAUUCCAAGCAAUUUUCUUGAUGUUAUAACACGGUAUCUCCGGUGAAAUUGACAAAAUUAUUAUUUUUAGUUACUUAAGCCAAUCUUAUAUUUGCGUCUUCUAUAUAAUUAUAUUUGAUCUUUCUUUAUUUUAUUAAUUUCUCCUUCCUUUUACUAAAUUUCUAAUUUCUCUUUCACAAAAAAUAUUGUUUUAUUUUAAUUGUGCCUAAUAAUGCGUAUCAAUAAAGUAUAGACUUUCUUCUAAUGAGCGAGGAAAGGAAUAUAGAAUCUGUUAGCAAGAGUGGAAGGAAAGACGAGAUGAGUAGAAAAUAGUGUACAUGAAUAAAAGCUCUUUUAAAAAGCUCUUUAAAAAUAAAGAUAUUUAUAAGUGGGGCGAAUGCAUUGUGCAUUCUAUGUCAAAAGUCUUUCUUUUCGCAACGUUAAUUUUUCAAAUUAUGUUUUUUAUACAUAUAUAAGGGGCACUCAAGUAAAUAAGUGAUCUGUUGUACAUAAUCGAUCAAAUUAUUCGAAAAAAGUGUAAAAGGAAUAUAUAGGAAACUUCUAUCUGUAACGAAAACAUCUUUAUACAUUUGUCAUUCGUUGAAUAUUGAAAAAAAUUCAAAAUAUUAUGCAAACGUAAUUCACGCACCACCUUUCUAAAUAUUUUUAAGAUAUCUUACUUUUUUAUCUAUAUUAUAAGUUUAAAGCUAUCUCAUACUAUAGGCAUUAGUCAAAUUAAUUAUGUAACGCGUUAUUAUUAUUAUUAUUAUUAAUUAUUAAUUAUUAAUUAUUGUUGUUAUUAUAUUUUUAUUUUUAUUAAUAGUAUACAAAUAACGUUACAAUAUAACGUUGAACGUGAGAAAAAAAGAAAAUAGAGAAAAAGGAGUUAAUUACUUAAAGAUUAUUAUCAAUCGAAUUUACUCGUAUCUCGCGCGAAUAAUGAUGCAAGUACUUUUUUCCGAAACAAUUCCGGGAUAUACCUAGCACGAUAUGCACGAGCGCACGACAUCGUCGAUAACGAGAUCUGUUAUUUCUACGAAUGAUACUAUGUAAGAUUAUAUUUAAAUAUUGUAAUUGGCUAUACACUACUACGCUGUUUAACCCUUCAUUCGCAAAUGUAUCCACGGUUGAAUGAACUUACAUUAGAAAUUAUUAUAAACGUAGAGGCGACUAGAGAGACUUGGUGUACAUACAUAAUACAAUAUACGAAGGUACUAAAUUAACCAAAUAAAUAAAGCCUCACAUUAAGAAUGCAAAUAAAAACGGCGAAAGAGAGAGAAGAAAAAAUAGAUCGAUAGAAAAAAAAAGUAAAAGAGGAAGAAAAAAAAGAAGGAAAAAAUGUAAACAAAACGGAAGAAAAGAAAGAGAAAAAAUUCGUAUUGCGAUCUUUUUAUAUUUGCCUAAAAUUAAUCGUCUACGUUAAACAAAAGGCAAUGACUAAUUUAUUUAAAUAAAUGCAAAACUCGAAUCAUUUUUUCACAUUUUUAAUAUGAAUUAAACACACAACCGUGCCUCCAAAUAUCGAAUAAAAUCUUGGUUUUUCGAUUUGAUGAAACAUUCAUUGUCCAGCACAUGUUUCGGUGUAUGGUUCUUUCAAAUUGCCGGAAACGACCGAUAACGACCAAAUAUUGUUAUCAAUAAUCUAUGACCAUGUUAUUCUCGUAAAACGAAUUCGCGGAAACUAAGUUUUCGAUUAAUUAUUAUACAUAUAGUAUUUAAGCGUAACAUCGUGAAUAUUUUUUCUUUUAUUAUAAGUUGCAAACAAGGUUCGUUCGUCAUUUGUCAUUCGACUAGUCAUCGAUAAAGCUUCGUUUCGAAGUAAUAUCCGUAUUGAACUUCUCGAUACGAAUAAUUCUGCAAUGUCGGACACAAUUUUGAAUUAUGAUAAUGCAACGGAACAGAAGAUCUUUAUGACAAAUUGAAUUGCUGUCCAAACUACUAUUUGAAAACUUAUUUUCUAUGUCAAUUUCUUUCUGAAUAAAAAAAGAGUAAAAAUAAAAAAACAAAAAAGCAAGAAGAAAAAAUAAAAAGAACAAGUGAAAACAGGAGGAUCCUGAAAGAAAUUAGACAUAGGAAAAUAAAGGGCAGUAAAGGAAAAAAAUAAAUUCUGUUCACAAUGAUCAUGCAUGUCAAUGAAACAGUACUGUGUAUAAUUCCGAAUGCAAUCGUCGUUAUACGAAAAAGACAAGAUACUGUAGAAAAUUGUAUCUUUACCAUAGCAAUUAUGAAUUAAUGUUACAAAAUAAGAUCUUUCAGUAGCGUUAAUGAUAUAUCCCUGUAAAAUGCAAGUAGGCGAGGAAACGGUACUUUACUGUAACGAUAUAAAUACACAUUCAUUCAUUCAUUCGCACGCUCGCCGCUCGUUACUCGCUUGCUUCAUCAAAUAAUAUUGAUUGCUUAAAAAGAAGAUUCAACUUUAAAAAUAUUGGCCAAGUGAAUCAUAAGAAGAAGCUGAACGGAUGACUCAUUAGCGAUUCGAAACGGCGAGCGCAUACUUGUGUUGCGCGUUUACCUUAAUCGCGUCGCACUUGUAAAAAGCUUAUGUGAUUUUUCUAUUAUAUAAUUAGUAAAACAAUAAAGGAAGAAAGAAAUAUCGAAUUUAAUAUGGUCCGGUCCGAUUCGGUUCGGUUCGGUUCAAUUCAGUUUGGUUCGGUUCGGUUCGAUUCGAUUCAGUUCGGUUUGGUUCGGUUAGAUUUAGUUCGGUUCGGUUCGGUUCGGUACGGUACGGUACGGUACGGUACGGUACGAUACGAUUCGGUUCGAUUCGAUUCGGUUUGGUUUGAUUCGUCAUCCAUCCAGUGACAUCACUUUGCCCUGCACGCACACAUAUUCACACAUCUCACACAUGCAACAUACACGUGACAAUUUGUAGAUAGAUACGUACAUACAGCUUUGCUAAGUGUUUUCUGGUGAUCGGUAUUUAGCCAACAAAAUGUAGCAAAAAUAUUUAUAAUAAAAUGGUAACACACAUUGUUUCCCAA